This is a messenger RNA of Planococcus citri (citrus mealybug), 2697 nucleotides long. Its product is annotated as sodium-coupled monocarboxylate transporter 2-like. Gene Ontology annotation, biological process: sodium ion transport; transmembrane transport. Gene Ontology annotation, molecular function: symporter activity. Gene Ontology annotation, cellular component: membrane. Lineage: Eukaryota; Metazoa; Arthropoda; Insecta; Hemiptera; Pseudococcidae. The transcript is spliced from 12 exons. The record is from RefSeq and is a predicted model, not a curated record. Bases 307 to 2265 code for a protein of 652 amino acids.
UUCCCUUAUAUUCACGUUCAUUCGCGAUCUAUCGGUACAGCUGUGAUGAGUGUCGUUGUUCCGAUGUCGUACCCAGUUCGUUAGUUAACGUAAACGAUUCACGAACAUAUUUUUUCAUUUUCGAAAUUUGAAAUUCGUCGCGAACUCGCGAUCUACGUACGUUUAUUUUAUUUUCGAAAUUUGUCGCGAAUCUACGAAUAUUUCAUUUUAAAAAUUCAUCGCAAUCGUCACUUUGGAUGCCAGUUUCGAAUAUUUGCUCGGAUUUUCUUGCUAGAUAGGAAGUGUACUUAGAGGCUCGACAUUGUGAUGAGCAGCCUCUUCGUGGAUUACGUCGUAUUCGGAUUAUUGAUAGUCGCGACAUUAGGUUUCAAUGUCUACAACAAUUUCGCCGGACCUAAGGAAAAAACCAAAGCAGACUAUGUUUUCGCCAGUGGAAGGUCCACAUCCACGUGGGCUAUGCUGCUAUCCAUUUCCAGAGGAUUCUUGGGUGUACGAGUUUUCCUUGGAUACCCUUCGGAGUUAUUCUAUAGGGGCAGCGAGAUGUGGGAAAUUAUGUACGGAAUGUGUUUAGCUUUCCCUGUCGUUGCUUAUUUUUUUGUUCCUGUUUAUUUCAGUUUAGGAAUUACCUCAGUUUAUCAGUAUUUGGACUUGAGAUUUAACUCUCGACUAGUGCGAUGCCUAGCAAGUGGCACAUACGUCAUGCGGAAUUUGUUGAAUUUAGGAGUUACAGUCUUCACACCCUGUGUUGCGUUGAAGACGGUGAUCGGAGUGCCUUAUUGGAUGUCGAUCGUUGCUAUGGCCAUGAUUGGUAUUGUUUUAACCGCGAUGGGAGGAUUACGAACGGCCAUAAUGGCAGAUGUGAUCCAAGGAUUGAUAAUGAUCGCUUGCAGUAUAGCUGUCAUAAUCCAAGGUACGUUUACAGCCAAAGACGGUCCACUCAGCGUUAUUACAAAACCGUAUGAACGUGGAAGAUUGAAUUUUUUCAACUUCGAUUUUGAUCCUACAAUACGAGUGACCACUAUUUCUGCUCUGCUGGGACAAUUUUUCAUAUCGUUGUCGCUUUAUGGAUGUCAGCAAAGUUUCGUUCAACGAUAUCUCAGCAUGAAAACCCAAGAGAAAGUCGUUAGGACAUUGUGGUUGAAUGUACCGUUCAUGGCAAUGCUGAUGAGUUUAUCAUGGGUCGUCGGUAUGGUCGUUUUUGCUCAUUACGCGGAUUGUGAUCCAAAACGUCUCGGGUACAUUUCGCAAAUCGAUGAAAUUUUGCCAUUUUACAUCGAAGACAAGUUCACUUUCUUACCUGGAUUUUUGGGAUUAACAAUGGCGUGCUUGUUCAACGGAGGACUUAGCUUCUUUGUAUCAAAUCUCAAUUCAAUGGCUACCGUCGUUUGGGAAGAUUUCCUAUCGCAUACAAGAGCUAUGAAACAUCUAAGCGAUAAAAAUCAACUUUUUGUUAUUAAAUUAACAGGCGGUGCUUUAGGCUUGUGUAUCGCCGGAGUAGCCUUUAUGGUGUCGUAUUUUUCCGGAGUAAUCGAAUCGUCCAUGUUGAUGACUUCUGCGACGAGUGGACCUUUAGUGGGAGUUUUCGUCUUAGCUAUGUUCGUUCCACUGGCUAAUUGGAAAGGCGCCGCAAUUGGAAUGAUUGCUAGUCAUGCGGUUACAAUUUGGCUAAUCGCUGGAUCGAUGACUUUAGAAAAACAGCCAAUUCACUACAUGCCUACGUCCACGAACGAUUGUGCAAAUAUGUCGUUCAUGAGCCACGUUUCGAAGUUUACCCCAGCGCCUACUACCCCUGCGCAUUUGGUGCCCCAUUCAUAUCCGAAUGAAUUUGUCGAUGAUUUAGUCGAACCACCUACGUCUGGUGAUUCGUAUUUGAAAAUUGUGCUAGCUGAGAAUAACGAUAUUUUCACCACGUUUUACCGCAUAACCUACAUGUAUUACGCUUUAAUAGGCUGCUUCAUUACAGUCACUGUAGGCGCCAUCAUAAGUUAUUUCACCGGUUCGAGCGACGAGCAUAAAUACAGCGAAUCAUUAUUGCAUCCAAUAACGCGAAAAUUAUGCAAGCUGCUAUGCUGUCUGCCAAGUUGCUGCACAGGCGAAAGUUCGCCUAGACCUAAACGAGUUCCUAGUAUGAGUGAAAAAUUAGCCUCGCAAGAUUUCCCCAGCCAAGUUGAUACAAUUGAUGAAAAAUCGUCGAAAAUGUUCUGUUAUACCAACGAUGCAUUUAAUGCUGAUACUGAUAGUCGUGGACAAGAAGUAAUUAGCUGAGGAACAUUAUUAUAUCUACAUAGAUGGAUUAGCGUUACCUUUUGUAAAUAAUAUGUAAAAAUCUUAUCCGCACUCGCUUCAAGGAGUGUUUUAAUUGUAUUUUUUUGUGCCCAUCGAUUUUAGUCAUUUAAUGAUAUUGUGAUUUUAGUCUAUAGGUAACUCGUAUGAGAUUGUAAUAAGUACGCGACGAUUUCUAUGUGAAUUUUUUUAGUCAUUUUUUUUAAUUUUUAAUUUUCUUCGUUUUGUCGUAUACCUACUUGCAGUUGAUUUCGUUCGUUGUCUUCUUUGUAAUGACAAGUUUCGAGUUUUUGGAAAAUGUGAUUUUUCAGAUUUUUUUAAAUAGAAGUUUUCAUGUUUCGUUAUCGAUUAAAAUGCUCAUUUGACUCGAUUUCGUCAAUAUGCACCUACGAAUAAAAAUGUUCUAAUGGUGUC